GGUCCCCUCCCUUCCUCGCCCGCCCAGCCCGCCGCCCCCGGCGGCUGGCGCGCGCGGUGCAGCGUGCGGCAAAGCUCUUUGCAUAAAUUAUGCUCAUGACGCAGCAGCUAAAAAAAUCCAAGUAGCAGAAGGAGGGAAAAAGGGGGGGGGGGGAGGCCAAAGGGGGGGCUGUGGAAGGAGGAAAGGAGAAAUAUAUAUAUACCUGACCGCCCCCCCCACCACCCCGCUUCCCCUUCCCUCUUCCCGGCCGCCCCCCCCUCCGCCCAGCGCAGCCCGUGGAGUCCCCUUCGGCUCUGCCCAGCCCGGGCUGGGGGCCCGGGGGCUGCGGCGGGUCCCGACCGGCUCCCGGGCCGAGCCGAGCCCAGCCAAGCCGCACUGGCUUCUUUGUCUGCGGGCGGCGGCAGCCCCGGCCCCAGCCCGGGUCCCCGGCCCCCUGGCCCGAGCUGUGAGAUGAAUCUCUAAUCGGUGGCCGCCGGGCACCCGGGGCGAAGGCGGCUCGGGCUCGGGCUCCGACCCCCGAGGCGACCGGGAGCGGAUUCUGGCCCCUCAGAGAACCUGGACGCCUGGGUUCCCAGCGGUUAAGGUCAAAUGAGGAGGCCAGAGCUACCUGUCACAGUUCUCCCCAGCUGCAGUCCAUCGGGAGGAGUGGUGGGACUCGGGGUUAGGGACCUGGGUGCUGCUAGAAGGGUGGGGGAGUGGUGGGUUGGUCACCAUUUAGCUAAGCAUGAGCACUUCAUAAAUAUUUAAUAACAUUAUUAUUAAUAAAUAGUCGUCAUAAUGGACCCGAUAUCCGCUCCCUGGAUAUUUGCACCUAGCAAGGCCAAGGGAGCCCCAGGGUGCCUUGGAACCUACACUUUAGUGUUGGGAUCUCCUACUCAUUUGUCGGUGGAAGCCUAAAAUCUUUGCAGAACAACCUCUGCUGCGCGGCAGGAGAAAAUAAAACGCGGUCGGGAAGCCUUCGUGGGCAAAUGAAAAGAAGCUCUUUACAGAAAUUUUGGCCCCAUCUGAUCUUCCAGAUUCCUUGUUCUAAAAGUAAUGGGCUGUUCCUCAAUUGUUCGUAGACAUAUAUCCCUCCUCCCUUUUCUUGGAAUCUGAUGCAGCCACCAUUGACAAGCAGGGCCUUAAGAGGAGUAAUUCCUUAUCUUCCAUUUUGAUUGAAGUCCUGGGGCCUAGGGUGGUAGUUCUGUGACCUGGUACUUUGCAUGUCUGGGGUAGAACUUCAUUCAUUUGUUCAUUGGUCCAACAAAAAUACCCACUAUGUGCCGGCUCUGAAUAAUACACAUAGAACUUCCCCUGUCUUGGAGUUUUAAUUCCAGUUUGGGGCAGUAUGGGUGGAGACAGACAGAUCACAAACAUGAAAACAAACAAGAUAAUAUCAUAGAGUGAUUUUCUCUGUGUGUGUGUGUGUGUGUGUGUGUGUAUGUGAUGGGUUGUUCUCUUCUUGGAGGUACCACCUAGAAAUUAAGAAAUGAGUCAGAAGAAAUUUGCUUCUCUAAAGGUUCUCUGCAUUAUGAAGGAACAUGGGACAAGGUCACAUCUCCCUUCCCCAAGAUUUACUCACUGGAAAAUCAUAGUAAUCUUACACAUUUUUAUAAUGCUUUGCAAUUAAAAACAUUUUGAUAUAUAUGCUUUACUUCAUUUAAAAAUAAUAGCAAUAACAGUAACAAACAGUUACACAGUGUUUGCUGUAUGCCAGGACCCUUACAUAAAUAUUAUUGAUUUAAUCCUCACAAUCACCCUCUAAGCUGGGUUCUAUGAUUUAGCUCCAUUUCACAGGUAAGGAAACUGAGGCUUAGAGGGGUUACCUGAAGCAGAAGCAGUACUCAGUCUGUGUCUUCUGUCUUUAAGCCCCAAGUUCUUUCUGUGUCAAAAUGAGGAUCAGGGAGGCCACAGAGGGAGUAGGACUCCCAAGAAACUGGCCAUAUAAAGGAACACUUGAGAAUGAGGAGCAGGACUGGCACAUUAGGAAGGGGAGAGUGUGACCAGAGUUCUCCAGAACUUAAUACUACUUUUUUGAAAUAAUUUUAAAAUAGGCCUAGUAUUGGGAAUGAGGUCAAAAAAAUUGAAAUAGGAUAUGUAUUUUAAGGAGAAAGCAGGAAAUAUGAGGAUGUUAAGUGAUAUGAUCUAAUUUUUUAAUUUAUGUUUUCAGCUCACAUUCAUUAACCUCUUUUAUAUACCAGGAAUUAUACGAGGCACUGGGAUAUGAUACGUGGAUAGGCCUUCUUGGUGCUUACAGUCUAGAAGGGGAACAUACCUACUUUUUAUUUUUCACAUUUCAUUUGCCCCCUCCCUUCACCCUGCCUGGGGUGAAUCAAGUUUGGGCACGGGAAAGGGGGCAGGAAGAGAAACUAAAUCUAAGUUUGUCCUUAUUAAACUAGUCUUCACUGUUUGUCUAAGAUUACAGUGGUAGGUUGGGAAAGGGGAAAUAAGGUUGUUCACUACUUUCCUAUCUUUUUCGUUUUCCCUUCCUUCUGGCCCAUGUGUGUGCCAAGCGAGUCUACCAACAGCUUGGCAAGCUAUUUUUCUCUGUCAGUGAAUUGUGGGGACAGGUGUGUGUGGUAAAUUAAUAAAUUUAGUCUGAAGCAGAACUGAGAGCUCCCAUUUUCCAGUGUAUCCCGAUCCUUGGGGGCCAGAGCAGCUCCCAUCAGCCUUCCUCCCACUUCCUGAGUGGACACUUGGUGGGAUGUCAGGAGGAUAGGGUUCUGGGGCAGGUGGAUGUGGCCUUGAAGUUUGAAUGUGCCAUUGACUCUUGUGCCCUUGGGCAAGUCAUCUGACCUCUCUCUACCUCCAUUUUCCCGUAGGUAGAAAUGGGGAUCAUAGUAAGAACAACAUGUUAAGCAUUAUACUUAUGGUCCCGUAUCAUCAUUAUAACAACCCCAUAAGGCUUGCCCAUUUAGUCAACAUUUUAAAGAUAAGGAAAUUGAGUUUCAAAGAGACGAAAUCAUUUGCCCAAAAUCACAUGGCUAUUUCAUGGCCAGCCUGGGAUUUGUUCUAGGUUUCUUCCUAAGCGAAUACCCUUACCUCUCUUUGAUCCUCAACUUUCUCAUCAAUAAAAAAGAGGGAUAAUAAUAGCUAAUUAUUCUUAUGUUUUGUACAGUAAUUCCAAGGUAAACGCUCUUGUUAUUUAUCCCUGAGAAAACAGAUAAGUAAAGUAACCCACCUACCUGGGGUCUGUUGCUUCAGUAUGUUGCUCUAUGGUCUCAUGCUGCUGUCAAAAUUGAAUAACAGUAGUUAACAUCUAUUGAACCCUUAUACAAUUUAUUACAACUCUAUCCCCAUUUCAAAUAUGGUAACUGAGGCAUAGAAAUGGUAGGUCCUUGUCCAAGGUCUCACAGCUAGGAAAUGGUGAAACUGAGAGAUGAAUGAGAUGACCGAGAUGAACUGGGAGUUCCUAACUGCUCUACUAAGUUGAAAUGAGGCUGCUCCACCAUCUGGGAUGUUGUCCUGCCUCCUGUGUCAAAGGCCAGGAUAGUUCUUGGGCCACUACUGCAGAAUCACCUGACAGCUGGUUCUGUGGGACCCACCUGUUGAAUCAGACUCUGGAUUACAAUACAGUACAAUACUGCACAAACAUCUGCAGAUGCCUGGUCUGGGGGAAUCUGGAGGCCUGCAUUUUUAAUGUGUUCCAGGAUGUGCUAGGUGUGGGCCCGCCCACCCCAUCCUGAUAAGUGACCAUGGAUCCUGGAGCCGGGCCAGAUUCAUCUCUGACUGUCAAUGAGCAGGUCAUCGUGAUGUCAGGCCACGAGACCAUCCGAGUGCUGGAGGUUGGAGUGGAUGCCCAGGUCCCUGCUGAGGAGGAGGGCAAAGUGCUGGAGGGUGUGGCCGCCGAGGGCUCCCAGAGCGGAGGCCCUGAGGAAGCCGGGGAAGCCGCGGGUGAAGCCGGGCCAGACAACCCAGACUCCUCCACGGAGGCAACUGUGAAGUCACUCCCCGGGAUGCCUCCAAGCCCUGCCCCUGCAGUUGCCACCUUCAGCCAAGCUCCAUGCCAGCCUCAGGCAUCGCAGACCCUAACGCCACUGGCUGUACAAGCUGCCCCCCAGGUCUUGACUCAGGAAAACUUAGCCACAGUUCUGACAGGAGUUAUGGUUCCAGCAGGGGCAGUUACUCAACCUCUUCUUAUCCCCAUCAGUAUUGCAGGUCAAGUGGCUGGGCAGCAGGGGCUGGCCGUGUGGACAAUUCCUACAGCAACCGUGGCUGCCCUCCCAGGACUGACCGCUGCUUCUCCCACGGGGGGAUUUUUCAAGCCACCUUUAGCCGGUCUCCAAGCAGCUGCCGUGCUGAACGCCACUCUCCCGGCACCCGUCCAAGCUGCCCCACCGACACAGGCCUCCUCGCCCGCCCAGCCCCGACCACCAGCCCAGCCGCAGACGUUCCAGACCCAGCCGCUGCUGCAGACCACACCUGCCAUUCUACCGCAGCCCACUGCUGCCACUGCUACUGCCCCCACCCCCAAGCCAGUGGACACCCCCCCACAGAUCACCGUCCAGCCUGCAGGCUUCGCAUUUAGCCCGGGAAUCAUCAGUGCUGCUUCCCUCGGGGGACAGACCCAGAUCCUGGGCUCCCUCACUACAACUCCGGUCAUUGCCAACGCCAUUCCCAGCAUGCCGGGGAUCAGCAGUCAGAUCCUCACCAACGCUCAGGGACAGGUUAUUGGAACACUUCCGUGGGUAGUGAACUCGGCUAGCGUGGCGGCCCCAGCACCAGCCCAAAGCCUGCAGGUCCAGGCUGUGACCCCCCAGCUGUUGUUGAACGCCCAGGGCCAGGUGAUUGCGACCCUGGCCAGCAGUCCCCUGCCUCCGCCUGUGGCUGUCCGGAAGCCAAGCACUCCUGAGUCCCCUGCUAAGAGUGAGGUGCAGCCCAUCCAGCCCACGCCAGCCGUGCCCCAGCCUGCUGUGGUCAUCGCCAGCCCAGCCCCAGCGGCCAAGCCAUCUGCCUCUGCUCCCAUCCCAAUCACCUGCUCAGAGACCCCUACUGUCAGCCAGUUGGUGUCCAAGCCUCAUACCCCAAGUCUGGAUGAGGAUGGCAUCAACUUAGAGGAGAUCCGGGAGUUCGCCAAGAACUUUAAGAUCCGGCGGCUAUCCCUGGGCCUCACGCAGACCCAGGUGGGUCAGGCUCUGACCGCGACAGAAGGCCCAGCCUACAGCCAGUCAGCUAUCUGCCGGUUCGAGAAGCUGGACAUCACGCCCAAGAGCGCCCAGAAGCUGAAGCCAGUACUGGAGAAGUGGCUGAAUGAAGCCGAACUCCGGAACCAGGAAGGCCAGCAGAACCUGAUGGAGUUUGUGGGAGGCGAGCCAUCCAAGAAACGCAAGCGCCGCACCUCCUUUACCCCCCAGGCCAUAGAGGCUCUCAAUGCCUACUUCGAGAAGAACCCGCUGCCCACAGGCCAGGAGAUCACCGAGAUUGCUAAGGAGCUCAACUAUGACCGGGAGGUCGUGCGGGUCUGGUUCUGCAACCGGCGCCAGACCCUCAAGAACACCAGCAAGCUGAACGUCUUUCAGAUCCCUUAGGGCUCAGCCCCCAGCCCCCGGUCCCAGCACUUUGUACCUUCCCUUGGCGUCCAGCUGCCGCCCCGGUCCUUCUGCCGCGUGCGGCUGUGUUCGUCCUGGGUCGUGAGACUCCACUGCGUGCAUGUGCGUCCGCUGCCUCCCCGCUCUCCCCAUACAGUGCACAUCCUGGGGAGGGUGGCGGGGCCCACGGAGACCUCCAGACUUGGGACUGGUCACGCCAAGGGAGGGGAUUUGUGGUGUCACUUAAAGAAGCACUUUGCUAACGUGGUUUUCAAAGGGUGAAUUCUGGUUAGGAAUCAGAAACUUCCUGUCUUUGGGGCAGGGCUGCAGCAGCCUCGAGGCUCGCUGGCCUUUAAAUGUUGUUUUUCAUGACAUUCUUUUUCCACUCUCUCUCCUCCUUUGCUCCUCUGUGUGAGUGUGGCAGGUACGGCAGCUUGUCCAGUGGAAACACAGCCUCACCCACCCACACUUUGCCUGCAGGCACACUGUCCCCCGAGGGAACCCAAGAGAUACAGUUCUGAAAAGUGUGAUGUGCUGCUUAGAGGGUCAGACUGAGUGUCUGCCUUGAACUCAAGGUCAGAAGGUUCCCACAGCCCUGGGGCCAGAACAUGUGAUGUCCUCUCCCUCCUUUCCUUGAUUCCUUUGUGGGGAAAAUUGCACUAAAGCAGAACCUUUUCUUUUGUAAUCCAUGUUGGAAGGAAGCAACAAUGAACUCUAGCUGUCCUGGAGUUAACCUGGGUUUACAGCAGGUUGGGAACUUAAAAAAUAAGGUCGUCCUCCCAGAUUUUAAUCUGAUCCCUGCCCAUGGAUAUCUCCGCAUCAGAACGGUGUGGUUAAGAGAACUUGCAGCCUGGAAAAUCCCCCUGCCCAAGUAAUCAGGCACACGGGAGAAAAAUGAGGAAAGGAAUGCUGACUCUUUCUCUGUCCUCAUACUCACCCACAACCCAGUACUGGGGCCUUCUCAGAAGCAGCAGAUUAAACAAGAAGCCAGACAGCAAGGCCCUGGGGAAAAGCCAACAUCCAGAAAGAGCUGAUGGCAGCCCAGGAUGGUCUCUUUGUGGAAGGUGACUUAAGUCUAAUUUUCUUUGUAAUUUGAAGUCUUGGAUACUGAAGGAGAAAUCUUAUUUUGUCCUGAGUCUUAGACCCUGUGUUUGUGUAAGCAAUCCACCCAGUGCUCUUCUGAGUUAAGAACAUCCCUGGAGCAGACUGGGUUUUGCCUUCAGAGAGGGUAGUAGCUAUGGUACAUUGGGAGUUGGCCUCUCCGAGCUGUUAAGUGAGUUUCCCAGCCUCAUGGUGGCUGGACAGUCUCUGGAACUCAGCAUGUGCCUCCAGGAGGUCAGGACAGCACUGAGAGGGUGGCUGGGCUGAGCCCAGACCUGCCAUGUAGAUUAUACUUAAAGGGCCACAAGUCACAGGGGUCAGCCACCCCCUCUUUUCCCAACUCUUAUUCUUACAGAGCCAGGUGUCCAGCAGCUGCCCUCCACUGCACCUCACAGAUAAACCCUGAAGAAGUGACGGCCCAGCGGGGGCACAUCGCCACCUCUGUCGCUCACUGGCGCAGAGCCUGGUCUAGCUGUGUUUCCCUUCCUGCCUGCAGCUGGUCCCGCCCAGGCCAUGCAACACCAGUGUGGCCACCCUCCUGGUAGCCCUGCCAGUGAGAAGGCAGUUGUGUGUCAGAUUGUCACACACACACACACACACACACGCACACACGGGUGAGGAAGCAGGUGGGCACCUCGCCUGCCUCAGCCUCCCAGGAGACAAUGUGGAGGUUUCACACUCAAGUUCAGUCUCAGUAAGAUGAUGAGCUCACUUGAGAGGGAUGUUGUAAACAAGUUUUCAGUAAGAAUAGUUCGAGGGCCAGAGUUUGUAAAGGAUUCAAUGACUCAUAGUUCAACUAAUUAGAGAGACAGGUUUUUACCUUCAAACCCUUGUGUUCAGGUAUGCUGCCUUUUUUGGGAGAGACAAGCAGAUAGUGGCCGGUGCCCUGGGAGGAGCAUGUAAUCCCGGGCGUGUCGAUGGCAGUAGAUACACUGGAGGACACCGUCUGUCCUGUGUCAUGGCGGGAAGAAGCUGACGAGCUGCUGCUCUAAAUUAGUCCUGUCCGUGCUUUCUCAGCUCCUCCUGCAGCUAAAUCUGUCUUCCCAAGGCUGAGCUAGGACUAAACCAUUUCCUUCUCUGCUGAAAGGAUGGGUUGGUCUCUCAGAGGAACAAUUCCAGGGGCAGAAUAUUUGCAGGUCAAAUUCCCCAAGCAAUGGGGUGCAUGGUGUCCCUGAAUUGCCGCCAACCUGAUCUCUGCUCUUGUUCCCCCACCCUAGGGCCCCCCAGGCAGCAGCUAUGGCCCUGAGGUAGAUUUUUUGUUUUGUUUUUAUUUUUGUUUGGGGUAGCAUCAGGCUUGGAAGGGAGUUGAUAUCAAAUUUGUUUUGAAAGCCCCUUUCUGGUUACAAGCAAGAGCUCAGUGGCUCCUUUACCUUAGAAAGGCAGGAGAAAGAGCAGACAGGGCUCAACUGUUUGCAUGUGGUUUUGCUUGUUUUUGUUUUAAAGACCAAAACUUCCUACGGCUUAAUGAAUCAGCUGGGGCCUAUGACCCUGCACUAAUCGUGGCAUCUUAUCCAGGGGAGGUGGGGGUACCCAGGGAAAAAAUUCAGCCAAAUGGAUUGAGGAACACGUUUGAAUUUGGAAAGAGAGACCCUGAUGUUCUUGUGUCCUUAAAAAUCCUAUCACCUUCCUAUGCCUAGAUUCCCUUCCUGUCUCAUAGGCCAGGCUCUGACACUGAGGUUCUGACUGCAGACACGGGACAAAGUCCGCUGAGAGCUGGAGUAAGGGGUGGGGAGGGGAGGGAGGGGGAGAAGCACUUGAUGUAGUUGUGUGGAAUAAACAGUAUUUUUUCUUUUGUA
This is a messenger RNA of Camelus dromedarius (Arabian camel), 8404 nucleotides long. It is a transcript of the gene POU6F1, whose product is annotated as POU class 6 homeobox 1. Gene Ontology annotation, biological process: regulation of transcription by RNA polymerase II. NCBI's taxonomy places the organism in Eukaryota, Metazoa, Chordata, Mammalia, Artiodactyla, Camelidae. Gene Ontology annotation, molecular function: DNA-binding transcription factor activity, RNA polymerase II-specific; RNA polymerase II cis-regulatory region sequence-specific DNA binding. Bases 3675 to 5507 code for a protein of 610 amino acids. The record is from RefSeq and is a predicted model, not a curated record. The transcript is spliced from 13 exons.